UAUGGAUGACAGGAAAUGUUUUGCAUUAUAAAAUAAAUGCCAAAUCGAAAUUUAAUGUAAUAUUAUUAUUUAUCAUUAGUUUAAAAUAAAUAUAUACAGUAGGAAUCUCUAAAACAUAGCUGGAAUACAAAAAAACGUGCUAGUUUUAUCUGCUUCGUAAUUGUAACAAUGUUUUUAACAAAUCUGAAUUAUUAACCAAAAAGUGUGAAAAUAUGAAUUUUGAACAUAGAGUUCUUGUGAUAUUGAAAUUCGGAGUACUAUAAUAUCUGUCAUAUUAAAUUUUAAUAAUCAAUUGAAUAAACUCGAACGCCAUGACAUCAGAAGCACUAGCGUCACUCACAGCAACCUAUACUGAUUCAGAAGGUGAGGAAGAUAUUAUUGAAGAUGAACAGACACCAGAGAAGGAAGAGCCUAAGGUUAUACACUCGGCACCAGCCAGUCCAAAGAAGCCGGAUGAGAGUAAUAAACCGGCGUCUGCACCUGUGUCACCGAAAAGAAGGUUAGUAUCUUAUGUGGACGACACUAUAGUCUCUGAUGAGGAACCUAUGUCUCCCGCGGCUGACAAUCAGGACGACAUGCGCCGCCUGUCCAUGGAAACAGAUACAGACGAGGCUGUACCGAGAUCUGACCCAGACGAUUCACAAGAUGGACUCAGUAUACCCCCAGAACCAGCCGGAAAGUGUCCUAAAGAAUUACAAGAAACAAUAGCUAGGUACUAUAGUAGAAUGCUGAAUGAGGGACUAGAUAUGAAUAAAAUGAUUCAGGACAAAAAGAACUUCAGGAAUCCUAGUAUUUAUGAGAAAUUAAUACAAUACUGUGAUAUAAAUGAGCUAGACACGAAUUACCCGCCUGAAAUUUAUGAUCCAUUGAAAUGGGGGAAGGAGUCUUAUUAUGAUGAAUUGGCGCGUGUACAGAAAGUGGAGAUGGACCGACGAGAGAAAGAAAAGAAAGAAAAGUUAGCUAAGAUAGAUUUUAUAACAGGGGUAGCUAAGAAACCGGAGAGUGAUGAUGAGAAGAAGAGGAAGUCGAAGUGGGACCAGGCGGCACCGAACAUGGGCUCCAAGCCAACUAUCAAGCAGCCGGGCCUGGUGCAGCAGCCUCUCACCAGCAAUGUCACUGGGACUAAAGGCACCAUCAUUUCAGCAUUUGGUUCACUGCCAAAGAAACCUAAAAUUUGACUAGAAAAGAGUAAAAGUAAAUCUGUAUUGAGUAAAUAAGUUGUAAAUUAUAGUAAGUAUAUAUCUUACAGUGUUUUAUUUAUGGAUUUAAUCCAUAUUAUUUAAUAAUCACCUAAGAACAUUUUAACAUGUAUGGUUUAUACAGUAUACCACU
Achroia grisella is the source of this 1332-nucleotide messenger RNA. Its product is annotated as SAP30-binding protein. Lineage: Eukaryota; Metazoa; Arthropoda; Insecta; Lepidoptera; Pyralidae. Bases 312 to 1178 code for a protein of 288 amino acids. Gene Ontology annotation, biological process: regulation of DNA-templated transcription. Gene Ontology annotation, cellular component: nucleus. The record is from RefSeq and is a predicted model, not a curated record. The transcript has a single exon.